Molecule: messenger RNA, 273 nt
Organism: Haemonchus placei
Lineage: Eukaryota; Metazoa; Nematoda; Chromadorea; Rhabditida; Trichostrongylidae
Source: the annotation of a GenBank genome assembly
AUGGUGAAUGACGGAAUCAAAUUAUUGUUGAGACUGGUCCUUAAAUUUGUGGUCGCCUAUAUUGUAAUAUGGGCUAUCUUAUUAAUGCAACUACCACUACCGCCGUAUACGAUAAUCAUUUCAUUAAUCGGGUUCGCCACUUGUGUAUGUACUGUGAUUGGCAUCAUUAUCAAAAAUCCCAGGUUGUUGAUGCCUUUCUGGAUAGUACAUAUUAGGUUGAUGCAUAAUUAUUGCGGAUUUUUUCGCGGCUAUUUUUCUCUUGAAAGAAUUUGA